Molecule: messenger RNA, 3235 nt
Organism: Cuscuta epithymum
Lineage: Eukaryota; Viridiplantae; Streptophyta; Magnoliopsida; Solanales; Convolvulaceae
Source: the annotation of a GenBank genome assembly
UGUGAAAGACCUUGGGGCCCGCCUCUGCCAAUCACAACAUGCCGACCGUCCCUAGUUACACCUCUAAUUCACGUCUUCAACGUAAUUUAUUACAGUACAGAUUUAGGAUAAUACGUAACAGAUAAUAACAAUUCAUGGUUUAUUUGGAAAGUUGUACUCUGUAAUCUUUUCCUCUGCUUCAUCUUCCCCGUCACUCUUUCUUGAUAAACAACUCUUAUUUAAUUUGCACCUCUCUCCAUUUUCAUCAUCAUCCCAAAAGCUUAAAGUAAGGUUGGUUUCUGGGUUAGUUAAUUAGCAAACUCUUCUUCUUUAAUUUCUCUGUUAUUGUUCUUAACAUUUCUUUAAUUCUGAUUUUUAGUCUUUCCUUGAGAGACCACAAACAUAAUGGCACAACUGCUGCUUCACGGAACGCUCAAUGUCUCUGUCUACGAAGUUGACAAGCUAAAGUCGGAUUUCCUCCACAACUUUUUUCACAAGGUAGUGGAAGGCGUUGAACAUGUUGUGGGCUUUAACAAGACAGGUUCCAGACUAUAUGCAACCAUUGAUCUGGAAAAGGCAAGGGUUGGUCGAACCAGGCUUCUGGAUGAGCACAAAAAUCCCAGAUGGUAUGAGUCUUUCCACAUAUACUGUGCUCAUAUGGCUUCCAAUGUUGUCUUCUCCGUCAAAGUGGACAACCCCAUCGGAGCAGAGCUGGUCGGGAGAGCAUACAUGCCUGUUAAAAGGCUCAUAGAUGGGGAAGAAGUCGACGAGUGGCUCCCUCUGUUGGACACCAGUCGUAAUCCCAUACGUGGACAUUCCAAGAUCCAUGUGAAGCUCCAGUUCUUUGACGUCCAAAGAGAACGCUGUUGGGGGCGUGGACUGAAAGCAGGACGUUUUCCUGGUGUUCCGUACACGUUUCUUCCCCAGCGACAAGGCUGCAUGGUCACUCUAUACCAAGAUGCUCAUGUUCCAGAUAAUUUCAUACCGAGAAUUCCGCUUUCCGGAGGAAAGUUAUACGAGCCACAUCGCUGUUGGGAGGACAUAUUCGAUGCGAUUACCAAUGCCAGGCAUUUGAUAUAUAUAACAGGAUGGUCUGUGUAUACUGAGAUCACAUUGGUGAGGGACCCGAGGAGGCCUAGACCAGGCGGUGACGUCACUCUCGGUGAGCUGCUAAAGAAAAAAGCGGACGAAGGGGUUCGAGUUCUCAUGCUUGUUUGGGAUGACCGGACUUCGGUUGGGUUGCUCAAAAAAGAUGGACUAAUGGCUACUCAUGAUGAAGAAACUGGGAAUUAUUUUAAGGAUAGUGAAGUGCAUUGUGUGCUAUGUCCUAGGAACCCCGAUGAUGGAAGGAGUAUAAUUCAGGACAUAGAAAUUGGAACCAUGUUCACUCACCACCAAAAGAUUCUGGUAGUCGACAGGGAAAUGCCAAAUGGAAAUGAUGAGAGGAGAAGGAUCGUGAGUUUCAUCGGUGGGAUUGAUCUUUGUGACGGGCGAUACGAUUCUCCGCUUCACCCACUUUUCCGGACACUCAACACGGCCCACCACGAUGAUUUCCAUCAGCCGAACUUUGAAGGUGCAUCGAUUAAGAAGGGCGGGCCAAGAGAACCUUGGCAUGACAUUCAUUCGCGCUUAGAGGGGCCAGCGGCUUGGGACGUGCUCUUCAACUUCGAGCAAAGAUGGAGGAAACAAGGCACUCAAGGUUUGCUCGUUGACUUGAGAGAUCUUGAGGGAGUCAUCAUCCCACCUUCGCCCGUGACGUUCCCAGACGAUCAGGAAACGUGGAAUGUUCAGGUCUUUAGAUCAAUCGAUGGAGGGGCCGCUUUUGGUUUCCCCGAUGCACCCGAGGACGCGGCCAAAUCCGGCCUUAUUAGCGGGAAGGACAACAUAAUCGACAGAAGCAUUCAAGAUGCAUAUAUCAAUGCCAUUCGCCGUGCGAAAAGUUUCAUUUACAUAGAGAACCAGUACUUCCUAGGAAGCUCUUAUUCUUGGUACUCUGACGAUGUCAAGGAUGAGGCAAUCAACGCUUUGCACCUCAUUCCGAAAGAACUGUCAUUGAAGAUUGUAAGUAAGAUUGAAGCAGGAGAAAGGUUUACAGUGUACAUUGUGGUCCCGAUGUGGCCAGAGGGAUAUCCAGAGAGCGGUUCGGUGCAGGCGAUUCUUGAUUGGCAGAGGAGGACUAUGCAAAUGAUGUACACUGAUAUUGUUCAAGCGCUCAAAGCCAAAGGCGUCAUCGCGGACCCCAAGGACUACUUGAGUUUCUUCUGCCUUGGCAAUAGGGAAACAAAGAGAGGAGACGACUAUGAGCCUUCUGAGAAACCAGACAAUAACACAGACUAUAGCAGAGCUCAGGAAGCAAGAAGAUUCAUGAUAUAUGUUCAUGCUAAGAUGAUGAUAGUGGAUGAUGAAUACAUAAUCCUGGGAUCAGCCAACAUAAACCAGAGAUCGAUGGAUGGGGCACGUGAUUCAGAAAUAGCGAUGGGAGCCUACCAGCCACACCAUCUAUCUGUGAGGCAGCCAGCACGUGGUCAGGUUCAUGGGUUUCGAAUGGCAUUGUGGUACGAGCAUUUAGGCAUGUUGGACAACAAAUUUGAGCAUCCCGAGAGCGUUGAGUGCGUUAGCAAGGUAAACCAACUGGCCCAAAACAACUGGAACCUAUACUCUGCCGAGACGUUGGAACAUGACCUGCCUGGCCAUCUGCUUAGUUAUCCAAUUGGAGUAGCUGAAAAUGGAGAAGUAACUGAGCUUCCAGGAUUUGAAAAUUUCCCGGAUACUAAAGCACGAGUACUCGGAACCAAAUCCGACUAUCUUCCCCCAAUUCUCACUACUUAAAGAGCUGAGUUUUUUUUUGUGAUUCAGAUAUACUGUUGUAAGGUUUCAUCCAUUGUGUUAUCAGUGUGAGGUGGACAUCUAUUGUGUGUUUCUAUGAACCAAAUUGGCGGAUGAGUAUCCGACUACCAUGUAAAUGAUGUGAGAUAACCAUUCAAAAGCUUGUUUGAUAUCCAUCUUCUGUAUUUUUUAAAGCUAAACUCAAGAUUGUAAAAACAACUAAUUGUAUUCAGAUUUUGUUUGGAGUAUUCAGAAGUAGCCCAAUUAGGAUAAGUAUAAUUACUUUUUAGUUCAUUGUAUCAUUAAGAGUUAAAAUUACAUUCUUCAUUCGACAUGCCAUUCUACUGAUUGGCAGGCAGCUCUGGACAUUUAUAAGAGAUGCUCCCUUUUUAAAAAAUCACUUUGCUUCUUCUGCAAUUUAAGACUUCUU